This is a messenger RNA of Herpailurus yagouaroundi (jaguarundi), 3599 nucleotides long. It is a transcript of the gene RUBCNL, whose product is annotated as rubicon like autophagy enhancer. The record is from RefSeq and is a predicted model, not a curated record. Gene Ontology annotation, biological process: autophagosome maturation; autophagosome-lysosome fusion; autophagosome-endosome fusion. NCBI's taxonomy places the organism in Eukaryota, Metazoa, Chordata, Mammalia, Carnivora, Felidae. Gene Ontology annotation, cellular component: autophagosome membrane; intracellular membrane-bounded organelle. Gene Ontology annotation, molecular function: phosphatidylinositol phosphate binding. The transcript is spliced from 14 exons. Bases 1007 to 3142 code for a protein of 711 amino acids.
CUGGGCGAAUGGAGGAGGGGGCUGCUCUGCAGGGGUGGCGGGUUUUUAUGGAAUCGACCUGGCGAAAGGGGGCGAUCCCGUGCUCGGCUUGGAUCCGGAAGGCUCAGGAACGGAACCUCGAAGACACUUCAGCGCCGGGCGACGGUCAGUGAGCCCAAAGCCUGCGCCCUGCGUGCCCCCAGGCACCGCGCUCCGGGCGCGCAGGCUUUUCUCGGUUCCCCAAAAGCGCGCGCACAGAUGGCGAAGGCCCGCGGAGGACCCCCUCCGCACACACCCAGCCCUAUGUAUGGAUGGCUGGUGGCCCAAACCCAUAAACUUUCUGUUACUUAACCGAGCUGGGUUAGUGAGCGCACGGCCGGUUAUGUGGUCCCCAGCGCCCACCGAGAAGUCCACCUGCUGACACUGCGGAGGGGAAAGCGGCGCUGCACCCCCACCCCGCUCCAGCCUGCCGGUGGCCGCGGUGAGGUUCGCCACCCUCCUGCCACAUUGAUACCGUCAGCCUGGAGAAUGUGGAGAACCGCCGGAAGAGGGGUUAUGUAGCCCGAAUGGGAAUCAAGACGAUAAGGAAGGGGUAGAUUCCGGAACCGUGCUUACUGUGUUAUUGCAAUGGCACUUGGAAGGAUCUCUGAACUGGCGGUAUGUUGGGAGAGCGCAAAGGACCGAGGGUCUGCAGCCUUGGGUUCCGGGGACUCUGUCCUGAAAGGCUGAGUAGCAGCAGUGAGGUCUGGGCAAGUCAAGAAACCUUGUUUGUGUGAGAAGCAGCAGGGUGAUCCCUGCCCUACCUCACUGGACGGUAACUGGAGGAAGAGUAGGGUUUUGAAAAGCAGAAGUGUGGUUUCUAUAAAUUAAGGUAUCACCACAUUGCUGCGCACACCUCCCUCCUGGCCGCCAGCAGAACCUCGUUUGGAGCAGAGGUAAGCUCUCUGGACCUCAGCUGGCCUCAUGGUGAGUUCAAGGCCCUAAUCCAGUAGUCCAACGGAGUUCACGCCACCCUGAGCCUGGAAAGAUGGUGUCACAGUCUAUGGGCCGGCAGGAUUCUCCUGUGCACCCUUGGGAAGGGGUCAGCAGUGACCCUGGUGACGUUGAGGAUUCGCCCAAUCUCCUGGACACUGACCAGCCUCCUUGCAAAUCAGACGUCAGGUUCAUGAGGCACAGAGCUGCCUGGAUUAACCCCCAGUGUGCGCAGCAGCAGCUACAGGAUUUGCCCCCUCAGGUGCCGACAGCGGGGAACGGUGGGAACCACUUUGGAAGGGAUACCGCCUGUUCCCUGGGCCCUUCACCGUCGUCCCUUGGGGACUCCAUGGUGGAGACAUCACUGUCCAAGGAUACUGCAGACUCUGCCUGGGGCUCAGGUGACAAGAACAGCGACGUCUCUUUUACCUCCAAGGGAGAGCAGGCAGUGCUCCCAGGAAAGUCUCCUCAGAUGUCUGUGUUCACAAGCUCCAAGGCUGCCUCCUCGUGUCCGGAAGCUGACAGCGCUUUUUUGAAGCCUUCCCAUCUGACAGCUUCCGCUGAUGAAGGUGCUGUUCCAGUCGGGAGAAGAACCACUUCUUUGAAUUCCUUCUCCCCAGAAGCAUUCUUGCUCCCUGUCGAUGUAGAAAAGGAAAAUGCCCACUUUUACGUAGCGGAUAUGAUGAUAGCAGCCAUGGAGGAAAUAAAGUGUACCAUCCUCGGUCAACAGCACACACAGAACUGGAGCGUAGAAGAAGCCAGUGCGUCGCUCGGGAAUGAUCAGGCGGACCCCGAAAUGGCCUUUUAUACGAGCAUAAAGCAGGAAUCUGGGUCUUCCGAUUCUUCUGACAGUGGCUAUGAAGGCUGUGCUGUGUUACAGGGCAGCCCCGUGGCUGGGACCCCCACUUACUGCGAUGUGCUCAAAGAAGCCUGUAAAUGUGACUUCGAUGACUUUGUUGUCGUAGAAGUUGGUGAGUUUAACAAUAUCACAGAAACCUGUGGAUGCCCCUGCAACUCCUCUAAGAGUGUCACUUAUGAGCCAAACUUCAAUUCUGCUGAGCGAAUAGCCAAAGAGUUGUACCGAGUAUUCCGGAAGUGCUGGGUGUUGUCAGAAGUUAAUCAUCAGCUGGCAGGUUCUCCGAAUGCAGCUGGCUCGAUCGUUGUGAAUGAAGAGCGUGUCCGAAAAGACUUUGAAUCCAGCGUGGAUGUAGUUCAGGAAAUUAAACUUAAGUCGAGGAUCAGAGGGGCUGAAGACUGGACGCCCCCUAGAUUUCAAAUCAUAUUCAGUGUUCACCCACCACUCAAGAGGGAUCUCGUGGUAGCAGCCCAGAAUUUUUUAUGUGCUGGCUGUGGAACUCCAAUAGAACCUAAGUUUGUGAAGCGGCUGCGGUACUGCGAAUACCUGGGGAAGUACUUCUGUGACUGCUGUCACUCCUACGCGGAGACCUGCAUCCCUGCCCGGAUCCUCACCUUGUGGGACUUCAGGAAGUACUACGUCAGCAAUUUCUCCAAACGGCUGCUGGACGGCCUAUGGCACCAGCCGGUUUUCAAUUUGCUGAGCGUUGGCCACAGCCUGUAUGCCAAGGCCAAGGAACUAGACAGAGUGAGGGAAACCCGGGAGCAACUUUUUCAUAUCAAGAAGCUGUUGAGGACCUGCAGGUUUGCUGAAAGCACGUUAAAGGAGUUUGAGCAGGUGCCGAGGCACUUGACUAAUGAGCUCCACCUGUUCUCCCUGGAUGAUCUGGUCAGGGUCAAGAAAAAGCUGCUGGUGCCCUUGCUCAAGGACAUUCUAAAAGCUUCCCUCGCACAUGUGGCCGGCUGUGAGCUGUGUCAAGGGAAGGGCUUCAUUUGUGAAUUUUGCCAGAGUGCCGCGGUCAUCUUCCCAUUUCAGACCGAAACGUGUAGAAGAUGUUCAGGAAGUCCCGUGAUCUCUAACCCGUUUCAUGGGAGCAAUCUGGCAAUGCAUUCUGCCUUUACCCUUGGUAAGAGCUGCUCCUCCUCUUUGACCCCCUCCAGCGCUGUCUCCACUAACCUGUUAGGCAGAAUCAUUAGGCUGUAUCGCAGGAGAGGCUCCCCAGCAGACAAACUCCUCCCAGCCACAGGUUUGCAAGCAGAAGGCUCACUGGGGCGUGUCAGGCUCAGCACCCGUGGGAGUGUGAAGUCCACAGGGCUUGGCAGAGGGACAAGUUGAGCUGAAUAUGGUGGCCUUGAAGGCUUAGCACAUCUCAGGGCACUCUGGAGCAGGGUGGCCUUCACUGUUGUCACAUAGUCGGUCAGGGACCAGCCAAGCCUUUAAACCCAGGGUUGACCAGUCACCCACCGGAUGCGAGCCAGUGUCCGCAUGCAGAGAUGACCUUGAGGGAGGCAGCUCUCUCCAGUUAGGGCCAUUUCCAGUGAGGGCCACCUCCUCAGCUGUCAGCAGCUGAGGGAACAGUCCUUGGGCAGAUCUGGGGGCACUAUAGCAUCAGGCUCUCUCAGCCUCAGGUCCAUGACUUAGUGGGGACUUCAUAAUCGCUUGGUUUCAACCUGCCUCAUUUCUUGUCGGAUGACUCUGGUUUCUGGGUUCAGACCACCUCUCUCCCCAGGAUGGGGAUGACCAUCUGUACAUAUGUGAGUGAGCAAGACAGCCCCUUUGCUGAUAGCUGUCC